GGGAGGGGGUGGGGCUGCUGCCUGAGGAGUUCGAACCCUAACUCCUGUCUCCAUUUGCAGCGGCGUCGGCCCGGCGGCGCUUCCCUCCCUCACGGCGCGGGGGCCUCAGGGAGGGGAGGAGAUGGAGAUGAAGAAGCGCAUUACGCUGGAGUUGAGGAAUCGGGCCCCAGAGAAGGUGACAGAGUUGGUGCUUGAUAACUGUCGAUCCAGCAAUGGUGAAAUUGAAGGCCUGAAUGAGUCAUUUAAAGAACUAGAGUUUCUCAGUAUGGCCAAUGUAGAACUAACAUCAUUGGCCCGACUCCCCACCUUAGCUAAGCUCCGAAAGUUGGAAUUGAGUGACAACAUCAUUUCAGGAGGAUUGGAAGUCCUGGCAGAAAAGUGUCCGAAUCUCACAUACCUAAAUCUAAGUGGCAACAAAAUCAAAGAUCUUAGCACUGUGGAAGCUCUUCAAAAUCUUAAAAAUUUGAAGAGUCUCGACUUAUUCAACUGUGAGAUCACAAACCUGGAAGAUUACAGAGAAAGCGUUUUUGAGCUGCUUCAUCAAAUCACAUAUCUAGAUGGAUUUGAUCAGGAAGAUAAUGAGGCACCUGACUCAGAAGAGGAGGAAGAUGAAGAAGGAGAUGAGGAUGACGAUGAAGAUGAGGAUGAAGCUGGUCCACCAGGAGAGUAUGAAGAGGAUGAUGAUGAAGAUGAUGGAGGUUCAGAUUUGGGAGAGGGUGAAGAAGAGGAGGAGGAAGUGGGUCUUUCAUAUCUGAUGAAAGAGGAAAUUCAGGAUGAAGAAGAUGAUGAUGACUAUGUUGAAGAAAAAGGUGAUGAGGAAGAAGCAGAGGGAGUCCAAGGGGAGAAGAGGAAACGAGAUCCUGAAGAUGAGGGCGAGGAAGAUGAUGAUUAAGUCACUAUAGAAUCAAAUAGGACCAGACUCUUAAGUUACAGAAUACGCAAUAGUGAUCAUGCAGAUCUGUAUGUCUCCAUGUACCAUAGAUGUCCUUACAGAAGAUAACAUGUUCACUUUUUAUAGGAAAGGUGUGGUUUUACUAUUUUUGCCCCUUUUAUCAUUCCAAAUAAGAUGUAAUAGCCUGGUAGUGAACAUAUGUAGAAAAACCAGUUUCAACCCUAUAAUCACUGAACCCAUUGUCAAGCUUUCUCCUAAAAUUUUAUUUGGACUUCUUUUGUUUUAUACAAGUUUGCUGUGUUUGUCAUUAUUAGUCCACAAUUAAAAAAGAUAGACUUUUACAUGGGUUUAGUAUGACUAAUUUCAUUUAAGAUUUUAAAGUUACAUAUAAAUUAAAAUCAAAGAUGCUGUAAAGUGAUAAAGUCAAGUCUAUUUCAAGUGAAAAGUUGGUUAUAUCCAAUUGAUCUGACACGUGCAACUUGGAAUCAACUUGAUUAUUUUCACUUUUUUAAAAAAAGUAAUCUGUGAAUUAUUUGGGGGGAAGAUAAGCUUAUGCCCUCUUUUAUUAUGUUGGUAUUUAGGAGGAAGGUUUAAGUUUUAAGGCCUAGUUUCCAUGUUUAUUCUGAACAUCAACUGUGUGCUUGGAGGACUUGCUGGAUAUGUCUGAAGAUGUGUAUUAGCUCUCAUGCUUUAAUUGAAUUGGUGGAGAUGUGGCAUCCUUCUUUCUCCAAAAUGUUUAGUCGCUGAAUUAAAAAAGAUAUUUCAGACAAACUGAAAAACAAUCCAAAGUUUUAAACAGGCUAACCAAAACUCCCUUUCCCUCUUAUUUGCUCAACUUUCACUCACCUGGCUCUUGUUAUAUUGUCAUGUAUUAGUUCCCCAAUGAUCAUAAUCUUUGAGGUGAGACAGGACCUGCAUUUCUAAUGCAAAAACAAGCAGGUAUCCCCAUCAAACACACUUCUAAAUUUUAAGGAAAAAGCCUUUAUACAUUUUAUAAAGCAAAAAAUGAGUGUGAGCUCAGUUCUCUCAUCUUUGCAGGUGACUUUUUGAAUUUUUGUAUCUGGUUGUAGCUAGAUCAUUAAAGGCCCUAUUUCAGCAGUAAAUAGUUCUUAUCUUUCUAUCUUGAAAAUCUGUAGGAAUGUGUUCUACCACAUGUAUUCGGCUGCAAGUGCAGGAGACGUGCAAACCAGUCUUUUCUCUGGCAGACUGUUAAUUGUGAUUGGCAGAUUUUAAUAAAUUCUGACCUAACAGACAUUCUCACUUUCCAUUUGAGCCAAUGCAAAAUAUAAAUUCAGACACACAGUGCUCCUCUUUUUGCAGUUGUAAUUUAGAUUUCAAACAAGGUAUCUCAGUGCAACACUAACAUUGUUUCAGAUCCUCAACCAAAUAUCUCACACAGUUUUAUUCAAGAUACUCUAUUUUUUUAUUAUAUAUCUUUCUUGGCUGACAGUAAUUGUUUAAACUGGGGAAAGAUAUCAGGGGUAUUUCCUGGACUUGUAUAGUGGGGUCACCCAUAUAUCACAGUUACUUGUAAAUAUUUAAUAAGGCAUUUCACACGCCAGCAAACUUUAAGGCCAUGUCUACACUGUGAGUAAAGGGUGUGAUUUCCAGCUUGUAUACGCAUACCUGUGUUAGCGAUCAUUGAGACAGCAUGACUUUGAAUAGUAUUUUAAGCGUGGCUCAGCUGUGCUGAGUAUGUACCCAUAGGGCUAAAUGAGUUUGUACUCAGCCUUGCUAAACCAUACUGUUAACUCCCUGUGCUACCAUGGCUGAAUUACUGAGAAUCACACUCCUAGCUUGCAUAGGCAGAGCCUAAAUGUGAUACAUGAUUCCUAAAUCAAGUUUAAGACAAACCGCAUGAGAAAAGAAGUCCACAAAGCCCAAUUUCUUGUUUUUUCCCUCAAUAGAGCCUUAAAUCAUAGUCCAUGUGGUUGUAAAGCAUAACCAACUUUUAAAAGCAUUUGAAUGGAAUUUAUAAGUCAGUUGGCAAAAGAUCUGGAAAAAAAUUAAAUGGGUUAACAUUUUAAAUAGAGAUCUGUAAAGAUACUAGAAAAAGUAUCUUUAAAUGGAUAUCUGUAAAGAUACUUGGCAAAACAACAUUUGCAACCACAAUCUAUGUUCCCAUGUUUGCUGUAUGAAUAUUAAACGAAUUUUAAAAAAUUAGUUAAAUGCACACCCUUUUCGUCAUGGAGGCUCUGUGUUCAAAGCAGUUGCUUUGUAUUUAUCUUUACUAUCUCAAAGUUUUCCCCAUGUUUGUCUUUGAAUGUUAACUUUUUUAGUCGAAGCAAAUGCUAAAAUCUUCCUAUUUACAAAUAUGUACUUAAAAACCUCUCAAUAUAAAGACUAUAUUUAACUGUCUUGUACUGAGGCAUACACAAAUUGUAUGAAAUACAGAGUUAAACUGAAAUUAAAUUAUUUAAUGAGAUUUUUGUUGGAAAUUAGUGAAGCUAUCAACAGUCUUGUUUCAAUCAACAAGUCGGCAUUAAAUCAUCCAAUGUUAUAAAGGUUAAACUAUUUUUAAUUGUCCAAAGACAAUUAAAGACAUAAAACAUGCAGGUUAAAUUUUUUUUCAAACAAUUUACAAUGUAGUGCAUCAGCUGCUGGUGACAAGAGUCAGAGCCUCACAUGCAACUCUGACUUUCUAAGUAACUUUGUCUUUUCCACAGUGUUACCAUUUUAAAUAUAGUUCCACAUUUGCCAGUCACCUUGACAUGUAAACAAGAUAGCAUAGCUUUUUUUUUUAAGUUAACACAUAGAGACAUAGAGCCUCCAGAUAAUUUUUGAAACUUUUUUGCUUGGUGGGUGGUCUCUUCAUGCAAAUAUGUAGGGGUGGGUUUUAUAUUUUGUAGAGGUUUUUGUCCUAUUUUAAUGCUCUUUGUAUGGCAGUAUGUAUAUAGUGUGUUCAGUUCCUUAUCAAACCCCUUCCUUAAAAACUUUGAAGUACUGAUUUUGUGCAACUGUGUUUUGAAUAAAGCCAUGACAGUGUUAAAUAAAACAAAACAAAAAAAUCCUGCAGCA
This is a messenger RNA of Pelodiscus sinensis (Chinese soft-shelled turtle), 3910 nucleotides long. It is a transcript of the gene ANP32E, whose product is annotated as acidic nuclear phosphoprotein 32 family member E. Gene Ontology annotation, cellular component: nucleus. Lineage: Eukaryota; Metazoa; Chordata; Testudines; Trionychidae. Gene Ontology annotation, biological process: regulation of apoptotic process. Gene Ontology annotation, molecular function: histone binding; phosphatase inhibitor activity. The record is from RefSeq and is a predicted model, not a curated record.